GCGGGAGAUUGAAGGUGGCCAUGGAACCCGACUGGACCCCAGAUGUCGUGGUUGCCGUUGAUUUUGGCAUGACCUGUACAGGCAUCGCCUAUUCCUAUGCCCCCGAAUGGCCCGCCCCGAAGCCGCUCCAGCACUGGCCGGGGCUGAUGGGCUCCGAACUUGCCAACAAAGUCCCCAGCAGGCUCCGAUAUGACCCUGUAACAGGUCAGGUACAGACCUGGGGAUUUCAGUGUGAGCCCGGUAGCGAUGCCAAAGGGGUGUUCAAGCUCAAUUUAGAUCCGCAUUUUGUGGAUUCGCGGCCAUAUCCCCCAAGCCGCCAGGACGCGAUGAGGUGGUUCACGGAUUAUGUCCACUGCGUUUAUCGCUAUGUCGUCUCUUAUUUUGCGCGCACUUUCCCCAGAUUUGCGUCGCGGAAUGUCGAGUUUAUCUUCAGUGUGCCCACCACGUGGAAGGACCCGCGCAUGGUGGCAGAGCUGAGACAGUCGAUCCGAUUUGAUUCGGACUCUCAUCGGGCGACUAUUGGGCUGACUGAGGCCGAGGCUGCAGCUGUGCAUGCUAGUGGGCAGUACUAUCAGAAGAAUGACGUGAUUCUGGUUUGUGAUGCGGGCGGAGGUACAACGGAUGUCAAUGUCUUGAAAUUGAUGUCGAACCCCGGGGAAGCGACGUUAUUUCACCCAUUGAGCUGUGUCGAAGGCAAAGCCGUUGGUUCGUCCCUGAUUGAUGCAGCAGCUUGUCAGCUCCUCGCUGGAAGGCUUGAAUGUAUCCGUGAUAUUUUGUCGAACUCACCACAGAAUACUGCAUGGGAACUUAUCAUGCAGCAAUUCCAGCGAUUUAAGUGCAACUUCGGCUCCGAAAUGAUGGAUGGCUCGCCGUUAAUCAUUGACAUUCCGGGUCUCGCUCAAGAGACUUCGUUUCCAGCGGCUGGGAUUGAAAAUGGACAAAUAAUUAUCACACAGGAUGAACUCCAGCAUCUAUUUGACGCGAGAAUUGAUGAGGUGCACAGUUUACUGGAUGAACAGAUUCGCUUGCUCCAAGUGACGAAUCCCCAGGAAAAAAUAUCUUUCUUAGUAUUAUCCGGGGGCUUUGGAAGCUCGCCAUACGUGAGGAAACGGCUAAAAGACAGAUACCAGAAUCCAGGUACCAUGUCUAGCCUUGUGGAGGUACUGACGGUUGACGAGCCACAGCUGGCUGUGGUUCAAGGCCAAAUCAUGAACCGCGUUCAGCAGCUAAAACAGGGUGCCUCGGCCUUCAAUUCCCUGUAUAGCCGCGUUAGCUACGGCGUGAUAUGUGAUCAGCUCCACGACGCUAACCGACAUUUGCGAGAGCCUGUACGAUUUGACGAACGAGAUGGAAAGAAAUUUGCCGUAGGCCAAAUAGAUUGGCUUGUUCUUCAGGGAGACGCAGUCCCCCGGACCGGAGUGUCGAAGGAAUUCCGACGAAAGAUUUACCCACGGGAUAUGGCCCGGCCAUGGGUUGCACAGAUUGUGAUGUCGACUCUUCCGCCGGGGCAAAUACCUCAGAGCAUGUCACACCCAGGGGCAAGUCUUAUCUGCAACAUAGAGGUGGACAUGACCAGUGUGGAUCGAAAAUCCCAGAACCACCGCUGGUAUCACCGAAAUCAAGCCCAUUUCUUAGCCAGUUUCACGAUCAGGAUGGUGGUUGGGCCCAACGACCUCGAGUUUGAACUAUGGAAUAAGAGCGGAGGCAGAAUUCGCAGCCACAAUCGAGACCCCAUAACUGUCAAGUGGAAUCCACCGGUAGAAGCAGAGGAUGGGAGCAUUCAUCGAGCCCAAGAAAUGCCCGGGGAUGAGCAUAAUAUCCGGCCAACUGAGCUGCCUGCACAUUCUAAAAAGCAUUUGGAGCUCCCCGGCAGCGAUAGCGGGGUUAAAGAGGUGCGACAUGAGCUUCCUGGUGAUUUUGGGCCUUCUUUUUCAUCUCGUUCCUGAAGAGCCGAUGCAGGACUUUGCAUCAUUGCCGAAUUCUUACUUUUUCCAUGAUGAUCUUCACAUUCUCUUCCUCGGAU
This is a messenger RNA of Aspergillus steynii IBT 23096, 2023 nucleotides long. RefSeq names its product Hsp70 family protein. The transcript has 8 exons. NCBI's taxonomy places the organism in Eukaryota, Fungi, Ascomycota, Eurotiomycetes, Eurotiales, Aspergillaceae. The record is from RefSeq and is a predicted model, not a curated record. Bases 21 to 1946 code for a protein of 641 amino acids.